UUCUCGAGUCCGCCCCUGGCUGAGAGUCAGCGGCAGUGGGAUGCUCAGCAUGCAGAUUCCCAGGCUCCCCCCGUUGGCAUCGGGGACCCGUCAGUCAAGGCCUGGGCCCGGGCAGCUGUGCUGACGAGCGUUCCAAGUCAUACUGGCUGCCUGCGCGUAGUUGAGAGGGAAAAUGUGCAGAAGAGGACCUUUACUCGGUGGAUAAAUCUACACCUAGGAAAGUGCAACCCACCUCUAGAAGUUAGAGAUUUAUUUGUUGAUAUACAAGAUGGCAAAAUCCUAAUGGCUUUGUUAGAAGUCCUGUCUGGGCGAAAUCUGCUGCACGAAUACAAAUCCUCGUCGCAUCGUAUUUUUCGGUUGAACAACAUAGCGAAAGCACUUAAGUUUUUGGAAGAUAGCAACGUAAAACUGGUUAGCAUCGAUGCAGCAGAAAUAGCGGAUGGCAACCCCUCUUUGGUUCUUGGGCUGAUAUGGAACAUAAUUCUCUUCUUCCAGAUUAAAGAGCUCACGGGCAACCUCAGCAGAAACUCUCCCUCUUCCAGCCUGUCACCUGGCUCAGGAGGCACAGACUCAGACUCGUCAUUCCCACCCACACCCACCACGGAGAGGAGUGUGGCGAUAUCAGUGAAAGACCAGAGGAAGGCCAUCAAGACCCUGCUGGCGUGGGUGCAGAGGAAAACGCGGAAGUAUGGCGUGGCGGUGCAGGACUUUGCGGGCAGCUGGAGGAGUGGGCUGGCUUUCCUGGCUGUGAUCAAGGCCAUCGACCCCAGCCUGGUGGACAUGAAACAGGCCUUGGAAGAUUCCACACGAGAAAAUCUAGAGAAGGCGUUCAGCAUUGCCCACGACGCCCUGAGCAUCCCCAGGCUCCUGGAGCCAGAAGACAUCAUGGUUGACACGCCGGAUGAGCAGUCUAUCGUGACUUACGUGGCACAGUUUCUAGAACGUUUUCCGGAGUUGGAAACCGAAGACUUUCUGGAUUCAGAUAAAGAAGUUCCCAUUGAAUCCACCUUUGUCCGUAUCAAAGAAACCCCCUCUGAACAAGAGAGCAAAGUCUUUGUUCUGACUGAAAAUGGGGAGCGUGCCUACACCAUUAACCAUGAAACCAGCCACCCGCCACCCUCUAAAGUCUUCGUCUGUGACAAGCCCGAGAGUAUCAAGGAAUUCUGCCUGGAUGGUGUUUCCAGCCAUGCGCUGUCAGACAGCUCCACCGAGUUCAUGCACGAGAUCAUCGACCAGGUCCUCCAAGGGGGCGUAGGUAAGACCAGUGGCAUCGGUGAGCCAUCUCCAGAAUCUUCCAUUUUAUCAUCCAGAAAGGACAGCCGGAGGUUCAACCCUUUGCCAAUCAAGAAAACUGUUCACUUUGAGGCUGACACCUGCAAGGAGGCUUCCUGCAGUAAGGACCCCUUCUACAGUCAGGACCUCCGCUCUGAAGGGAGCCCAAGGGCAGUACAGGAGGUGCCGAAGCAGGGUGGACCCAGCUUGGCAGCUGAAGUUCCUGAAGGAAAGGAGCCGAAACAGGAAUCCGCAGAGACCCCGGAAUUUCCUUCUGACCAGGUCCCCAGUGACAUCUCCUUGGAAGAUGGUACGAUCGAUAAUUCUCAGAUUUCCCUGAGUUCUUCCUGUAAUGGCGCCCAAGAGAGUGCAGCUAGCCACGGUGAAGAAAGUCAUUCUCUUGCACCCCUUGAAGAAAACACUGUUAUGGCCGAUUCCGUGGAGAUCAAAGUUAAGCUGCAGACUGUAGAAGACAUGGAUAAAGAAGACUACUUUGAAGGCAUACCAUUAAAAGCCUCAAAAUAUAACAGCGACCUAAUAGAUUUUGCUUCUACCAGCCAGGCUUUCAAUGAGGUUCCUUCGCCUCAUGAGAAAAAACCCGCCGAGGGUGAUGUUUUUGAGACUAAUGCUGAAAAACUGGGGAAAAAGAGAACUAAAUCCGCCCACAAAAAGAAAGAUUCGCCUGAGCCCCAAGUUAAGUCCGAGCAACAAGAACCUCCUCAAGGCCCUGAACAAAACAUUCAAGGCCAUUCGUUGGCCCUGGAAGAGAUUCCGGUGGAUAUAAAGCCAAAGGUGUGUGAAAAGGCCAAGAGGAAGUCCACUGGUCGUCCUCGUGGUGGGGAGGACGAGGGGGAAGCUGAAGGCCUCCAGAGCAUAGGCGAGGAAUUGCCCUCCAGCCCCCCAAGCAGCAGUGUCAGCCUGGAGACCCUUGGGAGCCACAGCGAGGAGGGCCUGGGUUUCAAGCCCUCCCCACCCCUCUCCAAGGUCUCUGUCAUUCCCCACGAGCUUUUCUACUACCCGCAUUACGAGGUGCCCCUAGCUGCAGUUUUGGAGGCUUAUGCGGAAGGCUCAGAGGAUUUGAAAAACGAAGAAACGGAUCUGGAAGAGCCAGAGGGCUAUUUGCAUGACCUGGACUCCUGGGAGGAGGAGGCCGAUGGCUCCCACAGCGGCUAUAGCUCCCCAGUGCCGGGCGAGGGCCUCUCUGGUGCCAGGAACCAGGUGCCGCAUCUCGACACGGGUGGCGAGGGUGCCACGCCAGCCUCGGAACCCGCCGCCCCACCCCCCCACGAGGACCACCAGCAAAGGGAGGCCAAAGAGCGUGACCCGGUGGACAACUAUCAGUCCCAGGAAGCCCCAAACUCAGAAAACACAGCAAACCCUGAGGAAGAAAAGGUGAUGGAAAAAUCAAUCAGCAGCAAAAAAAAGGAAAAAAGGAAACAUGUGGACCAUGUAGAAAGUUCAUUAUUUGUAGCACCUGGGACUGUUCGAUCCUCAGAUGAUCUAGAAGAGGACACUAGCGACCACAGAAUCCCUUCCAGGACUAGUCACAGUGACUCCAGCAUUUACAUUCGACGACAUACUAAUAGGUCUUUGGAAUCGGAUCAUUGUAGCUAUGCUCAAUUGAGGAACACAGCAGAUCUGGAUGACAGAAGGAACCGAAUAUUAACCAGGAAGGCCAACAACUCGGGAGAAGCCACACUGCUGGAGAGCCACAGCCCACGGAGCGACUCGCUGACACAGUUCGUGCAGCAGCCGGACAUGAUGUAUUUUAUUCUCUUCCUGUGGCUCCUGGUGUACUGCCUGCUGCUCUUCCCACAGCUGGAUGUCAACAGGCUCUGAUGCGCGUCUGCAUAAUAAAAAAGACAGGACCCUGA
Messenger RNA from Propithecus coquereli (Coquerel's sifaka), 3146 nucleotides. RefSeq names its product calmin (calponin-like, transmembrane) (gene CLMN). The annotation marks the transcript as partial. The transcript has 13 exons. Gene Ontology annotation, molecular function: actin filament binding. The record is from RefSeq and is a predicted model, not a curated record. NCBI's taxonomy places the organism in Eukaryota, Metazoa, Chordata, Mammalia, Primates, Indriidae. Gene Ontology annotation, cellular component: cytoplasm; nuclear outer membrane; meiotic nuclear membrane microtubule tethering complex. Gene Ontology annotation, biological process: nuclear migration.